Messenger RNA from Dromiciops gliroides (monito del monte), 1905 nucleotides. RefSeq names its product chromosome 2 C16orf86 homolog (gene C2H16orf86). The transcript has 5 exons. The coding region runs from base 184 to 990 and encodes 268 amino acids. NCBI's taxonomy places the organism in Eukaryota, Metazoa, Chordata, Mammalia, Microbiotheria, Microbiotheriidae. The record is from RefSeq and is a predicted model, not a curated record.
UGUCAAUCAGAUUGUCAAUAACCCUAAUAACUGGGUACAUCGAGGCCCCCCAUUGCCCACGAUUACCUUCGAUCAGAGUCCCCCGCCCUAACACUCUCCCAUCCCGCGAGCGAAGGACGGGAGGUCGAGUCCCGGGAUUCCAAGGGAAGAGGACUUCCCUCUUCCUUCCCUGCGGUCAAAGCCAUGGCAGUGCCCGGGAGGCGACAGGGGAACCAGGCAAGCUCAGCGCAGCUUGGAGAGGCCCCAGAGAGCCCGGGGUGGCUGAGCGCAGAGGGGGAAGAGCGCCAGGCUGGGGCGGGACUGGAGCCCGAGGCGGAGCCCGAGCCCGAGCCCGAGCCGGAGCCGGAGGAGGAGCUGCCGAAAGACGAGGAGCAGUUGGAGCCGCGGGGUCCCCGCCCCCCGCCGCCCGUCCCGCCCUUGCGGGCCAGCCACGGGCUCAAGAGGAAGCCGGCCAAGGUGGAGGCCGAGCUGCAGCUGCAGCUGGCUGAUUUGAGAAGGCCGCCCUUGAGGAAGGAAGAAGCUGACCGAGCCCGGGGAGAACCCUCCCCACCAGCCAAACAGCACAAGAAGGCCAAGAAGCGCAAGAGCCUGGGGCUGCCACCCCCUCUGGCCACUGCCACUGUGGCCCCCACCCCAGCAGAGGCCCUUGGACUGGAGAGAAAGGCUCAGCGCCUGAGGCCACUGUAUCAGUACAUCAACUACAGCAACCCUGAGUUGAACCAGGCUGGCGAGGGAGAAGCUGAGGUUGGAGUGGACCCAGCCUUGGUCUCAGAAGAGGCAUCUGGAGGCUCAGAGGAGGCUGGGGCAGAGAGGCCACAGGCCUCACCUCUGGGAGAGGAGGGAGGAGAAGAGCCUGUGCACAUCCUGAGCUUUACUCCGAGCAGUCAGCUGAAGGCAGAGGUGGAUAAGUCGACACAGGUGGACAUUGACAAGAUGCUGAGUGUGUGUGCCGCUCACUUGGUUCCCCCACUUUCCCCCCAGUAUAAGUGACAGAACCUCAGCUGCUAAUCCGGCUCAGGCAGAGGCUGCAGCUGAGUGAGCCAGCUCACAACAAUGGGCUCUGGAAGGAGGGGCGCUUUGCUGUGAAACCCUUUUAUUGGCCAGAAGGCCCCAAGGGGCUUUGUGGUGUCUCCACCUAAACGCCCUUACAUCCUCUUCUCCCCCUGGUGGCAUUACUGGAUGCAAACCUUCUUAGGCUUACUGGCAAUAAACAUUUUUAGCAAUUUUUGGCCUUUGGCAUUAUUGCCUGUGGGAUUGGCGUCACUGAGGAGAACUAGGGAAAUGGGCAGCUGAGUGUUAUGUCUUCUCCCCUUGGACUCAUUUUACAAAGAAGAUUGAAGUUCAAGAGUAAAAAAAGAAGGAGUUUUUUAGAUUCCUGUUGUGGGUGCACAAGGGUUGUGUGUGCAUGGAGCCCCUAGAGAUUUAAUUAUAAUUUGUUGUUGUUGUUGUUGUUUGUGUGGGGCAGUGGGGGUUAAGUGACUUGCCCAGGGUCACACAGCCAGUAAGUGUGAAAUGUCUGAGGCUGGAUUUGAACUCAGGUACUCCUGAAUCCAGGGCCAGCGCUUUAACCACUGCACCAUCUAGCUGCCCCUAAUUAUAAUUUUUUUAAAAAAAGAGAUUUAUUUAUGAUAGCUUACAUUUCCUUAGCAUCCUAAUGGUUCCAUGAACAAGGCAAGUAUUAUGCUAAUGACAACGCUAAGGAGCACCUGAUUUAAAUACAGGUUUGCCUGAGCCCAAGCUCAGCUUCAAGUAUGGUAAGAAUGCUGGAUUUGGGAUUGGGAAACGCGGGUUUGAAUUUUGUCUUGUAUUUAUUAGUAAGACUUUGAAUGAGCCACUUAAUUACACUGGGUCUUGGUUUCUUCGCCUGUCAAAAGGAGGUUAUAAUAAUAGUCCAUGUUUUCCAGG